Messenger RNA from Penicillium antarcticum, 993 nucleotides. RefSeq lists its product as uncharacterized. The transcript has 2 exons. The record is from RefSeq and is a predicted model, not a curated record. Gene Ontology annotation, molecular function: oxidoreductase activity, acting on the CH-OH group of donors, NAD or NADP as acceptor. Bases 1 to 993 code for a protein of 330 amino acids. Lineage: Eukaryota; Fungi; Ascomycota; Eurotiomycetes; Eurotiales; Aspergillaceae.
AUGUCGAGAGGAUUGAUCUUCAUAACUGGCGCCACUGGCUUUAUUGGCAGUGCCACUGCUGUUGAAGCACUCAAGGCUGGUUAUAAAGUACGACUUUGUCUGCGCAAACCCUCUGAGCAGCUGCAAUCUGUCCUCUCCGAAUACAGCAAUCAAGUCGAAUAUGUUAUCGUUCCAGAUCUCACCAGUGAAACGGCAUUCAAUGGCAAGCUAAACGACGUGGACUACAUUUUCCAUCUGGCAUCACCCCUUGUUCAUGGAACCAACAAGGAGACAUAUUUCACCCCGGCUGUGAAAGCCACGACUUACUUGCUCAAGGCCGCAGCCAAGAUUCCCAGUAUCAAGAAGGUUGUUGUGACCUCUUCUGUUGCUGCGUUGAUGCCAAUGACUGGCGUUCCUGCUGGAGGAGUAAUCAAAGAGGACAAUGACUGGGACUUCUCCGUCGAUGAGAACGGCUCAUUUGAAAAUCCAGAGAACCCAGCAGCAACACCCAUGCGUCUGUACCAGGCUUCCAAGCUCCUUGCCAACAAAGCAACCUGGGACUUCCGGGCAACAACCAAGCCACACUUCGCAUUGGUGACGCUGCACCCAGUAUUUGUAUGGGGCCAUAACCCUAUGCAAACCUCAGCCGAGGAAGUUGCAGCAGGAUCCAACGGCCUUCUCUGGAGUCUGAUCAUGCAAAACAACGGCGCUGCAAGCAGAGGUGUUCAUAUCCAGGAUGUGGCCGAAGCGCACGUCAAAGUGCUGGACCCAAAAAUUCCUGAUGGCUCGAAGUAUUUGCUGGCUGGACCCAGCGAAACUGGUCCUGCGAUUACAAGCAUUGUGAAGAGAUUGUAUCCUGAUUCUGGGGCCAAGAUCACCGAGGAUAUUCAGCUUGCUUCAUCGCCACUCGAUACCACCAAGGCGGAAAGAGAGCUUGGGAUCAAAUGGCGUUCUUACGAGACGAUGAUUACAGAUGUGAUGGAUCAACAGCUUGGAUUUUAUCACAAGCUGUAG